AUGUGUAUUAGGCAAAGAACGGGGCUUUUUCUUGUGGUAUAUUUUUGUUCCAUCCAGGAGAGGACUCCGAGGAAAGGUCAGUAUUUAGAGGAGGUUGAGGAAGAGAUGACAGAAGCAGCCGCAGACUCAAAUGAGGACCCGUCAGAGGAAAUGGAGGACCUGGAACCUCUGGAACCAGAUAACAGAGGUACUUUCCAACAAGUCACGAACCUCCUCAACAUCAUGGAUAGCGGGUCAGCCAAGACGGACGCUGCCGGGGCAGGUCCUGACAUGCGGAAGACGCUGGCCUCGGUGAUAAUCACGGAGAAGGCCACCACGGAGCCCUCGGUGGUGAUGAAUGCUCUCAUCCGCUGCCUGCAGGUGCCGGAGAUUUCUACCCAGCGCAAAGUCAACAUCUACAACAUCCUCCAGGAGAUCAUCCAGCAGGAGGGGGAGCUGGAGGAGCGGGGAGUCCAGAGGCUGGUCACCAUCGCCUCCAAGGAGAUGAGGCAGACCCUGGAGGUGGAGGGCUACGUGAAGGCAGAGGUGGCCAGUGACACACUCGUGGCUCUGUCCCGAAACCACUUCAGCAUGGUCAUGUACGAGCUGCAGCACCGCCUCAAGCCCCUCAACCUCACGGACGAAUUUGUCAUCAUCACCUUGGCGAAGCUAGCCAACGGCAAUGUGUUUGAGUUCAUGCCAUACAUGGGCAUCACGCUGGCCACCAUAUUCACGAUGCUGAGACUCGCCACUGAAGCCAAGAUGCGCCAGGUGAUCUGCAGCGCCAUGGAGACCUUCUGUGAGACAGUGCAGUUUUACCUGAAGCAUCUCGAGGACAGCGUGUACCCUGUGAUGACCGAGGAUCAGUUUGCCAUGAAGUUGUUCCCCAUGUACCGCUAUUUUGUGACCGUGUGGCUGAGGAACCACCACCCUGAGGUGAAGCUGGGGGUCAUCAAGUCCUUGAAGCCCAUGCUGAACCUCCUCCUGCCCAACGAUGACCUGCGGGAUCAGUUGUACGACUACAUCCCCCUGCUGCUGGCGGAGUACCGAGGUAACCUGGAAGCACUCUUCAUCACGCAGGUCUUGAGGCAGAUCCUGGAAAUGUCGGUCAUCACCAACACUCCGGUCCCCCAAAUGCAACUUCACACCAUUUUCACAGAACUCCACAUCCAGGUGUGUGCCAAGGCUCCUGCCCACGAGCGGUACAGCAGCCAAAACCUGGCGGAGAUCGUACACUGCUUCAUAGCCCUCGCCCGGUCCUACCCCAAGGAGCUGAUGAAGUUCUUCCUCAGUCAGAUGGAGAUGAGCAAGGAGGCCAUCCGCGUGGGGACCCUGACACUGAUUAGGGCAGUGGUGAGCGCAGAUGAGCCCAGAAUGAAUAUCAGGACCAUCUACCUGGCCAUCCGGGUGGUCAAGAACGCCCUCUGUGACACCCGCUUCAAGGUGAGGAUGGCUAUUCUCCGCAUCAUCGGCCAGUUGGCUCUGUCUGGCUACCAGGACAGGAUCAAAGGCUGGGGCCUGAAGUACGUGUCUGUGCAGCUGACUCUUUCCACCUACAAACUGACAAAUCACCGGGAGAACUUUUAUCAGAGGAACCUGGAGGAGAAGAUGGUCCACAAAGUCACCAUGGACACCGUGAAGAUCAUAACCUCUUCCGUCAGUGGGAUGACCAACGAGUUUUGGGUGAGGCUCCUGUGCUACAUCAUGGAGACGGAUUACACAGAGGCCUUGACCCCCAUCUGCAUCAGCCUCACAAACCUGGCGGAACGCCAGCUCCACGCCGAGGACAUGGAGGCCAGCACGGCCCGCCAAAGCAGACACGUGGACCUGCCUGCACCCCAGAAACUGUUGGCCCGUCUCCUGGUGCUGAUGUCAUCCCCCUACAAGGGGGAGGGCCGCGGGAUAGCCAUGCUCAACCUCCUGAGGACGCUGAGCCAGAGCAUUGCGCCCUCCAUGGCUGACAUGUGGGAGCUGGAGAUCCCACUGCUGCUCAAGUACCUGGAAGAGCAUACUGAGUUUACCUGGAAUCAGAAGACCUGGGAGGACAAGCUGAUUCAGUUUCUGAGAAACUCCCUUAAGAAGACCCGAGGUUCCAAUUGGAGCUUGCGUCUGAGCAAAGAGCUGAACAACCAGAUUGAAAGCUUCGACAGCCCCUCCCUGGAGAAGGGCUUUCUGUAUCGGGCCCUGGGCUUCGCUCUGGCCACAGGCCUGGAGGCUGACAAGGUGGAGGCGCUGCUCCUGGAGCUGCUGUACAAGACAGACUAUGGCAACGACUUUGACCGGGAGGGCGUGAUUCUGUGCUUUGGCCUGUGUGCCCGAGGCCAGGUGAAGACAGUGCUGAAUGUGCUCCAUGACUUCGAGGAGAGGAUCCAGGAGUCGGAGCAGUCCUGGCAGAUGGGCGCUUGGAGGAAGGACCAGCCCUGGAGGCGGGAGACGGUGAAGAGCGCCCUCAUGGUGAUGUACAGCUGUGUGGCCUCGUACUGCCUCCCCCAGAUGCUCCUGACCCACGUGGACAACCCCAUCACCGCGAAGAUCAUUCAUCACUACUCCAGCAGCUGCCAGGACAUCUGCCUCAAAAUGGCCUUCAUGAAGAGUGUGGUGCAAGUCACCAACGCCAUCAAAAACAUCAAGGACCUGGAGGACUUUCAAUUUGCCCAAAAGAUGACGCUUACUGGCAUUAUAAUGGCCACCAUCAAGGCAGAAGCCACCGACAGCCUGGUUUCUCCCGUGCGGACCAUGGCGAUGGAGGCCCUCUCGCACCUGAGCAAUCUGAAGCCUUUCUACUCCACAGAGGAAAACAAUGAGCUGAUGGAUAUCAGUAUUCAUUCUGUAAUUUCUCUCCAACCCCCAGCGGAGGACAAUGAGUCCAUUCAGACCCUGUAUGCAAAUGCGAAGCAUGUCCUGGAGCAGCUGAUGGAGAGCCUUAUGCAGAGGCAGCUGGACCCCAAGGGGCUGCAGGAGAUGGUACACCUCCUGGAAAAGUGGAUCUUGUCGGAGAAAGAAGGGGAGCGGGAGAAGGCCAUGAAACUCCAUCUCCAUCUCAUGCAGAUCUAUGUGCAAAGCAUCGGUGUCUGCAUCCCCCUGAAGCUGGGGCAGUUUGGCUCGCUGGUCGGACUCGUCGCCCCUUGUACCUGUGACUCCCAUAGAAGAACCCGCAUGGCCUCCAUGGGUGUCCUGUCCAGCCUGCUGGAACUUCAUGCAAGCCAGACCUGCUCCUCAUGGGGCCCUUCCAAGGAGUUGGAGCUUGCAAAAUGUAAGGAGGAUCUCCAGGGCUUGGAUGUGGAGAAGAUUUUUAGUGCAUCUUCCAGAAUCGCCAAGGUGGCUUGCAUGCAAUUUAACUGUGAUGAGGUGGUCUCGCUCAUCCAGAAGCUCUGUGAGAACAUCGGGGCGCUGGACCUACAGCAUGAUAAGGCCUCCGUCACCUGGAUUGGCACCUUCCUCCAGAUGCGGGCCAAGGAACUGGAGGACAAGGUGGCCGAGAUCCUGGGCGCCAUCCUGGUCCAGCUGCCCGUGGUGGAUCACCUGGAGGUGCGGCGUCUCCUCAUUGAGGGCAUCCUCCUGCUGGCACACUACCACCAGGAGACUGUCCUCACGUCGCUCCUGAGGCAGCCCCUGCCCAUGGAGAGCCACCUGACGGAGGUGUGGCUGGCUGUGGCAGAGAACGUGCCCUUUGCCUGGACGAUGCUCCAUGGGCUGAUGGGCCGGCUGCAGUCGAGGUUCACCCCCAGGGCCAAUGCCACGUCCAAAGCUGACAUCUGGCGCCUGGCCGCGGUGGAUCCUCUGAUGACACUGUGCACCAUCCACCUUCUCAUCCAGAAGAUGGAUAUGGACGACAAGCUCCUGGACCUCUUCCCAGACCUCGCCUACACCCUCCUACUGCAGCUCAGCAGUAGCCAGGGGCCAGAAGCUGUGUCGCCUGUCCUGAAGACAUGGAGACUGGUCCACACGGGGACACUGCCCGAGGAGAUCAAUCUGCAGAGGAUCACGAUCAAGUCCAUGCAGCUUUUGUUCAGAAGACUCAACAAUGAGCAGCUGGUUCACACCCUGGAGGAGCAGGGCGUGUGGGCCCUCCUGCAGAGCAGCUCCACAUUCCUGCAAGGGGUGGGCCUGCUCACCAGGCUGUGCAUGCGGAGCAUGGAGGGGUACAGGCAGCGACUGUCGGAGCUGGUGCUCAGAGGCAUGGACUCGGAUGUCCUCAGCUGCUGCAUCAGCAGCACGGCGGUCUGCGUGGAGUUCAUGAGCGACCCGGUUCUGUACCAGGAGAAGCUGCUGAAGCCCAUGGUGUUGAUGCUGGAGAAGGGCGCGGACCAGGAGGACGAGGCCUUGAGGGUGCUCUCGCUGCGUGCCCUCGGCAACAUGGCCCUUGGUGCCCCCAAGAAGGUGAACCAGUACCGGAAGCUGUUGCUCGAGAAGUGCCUGGACUCCCUGAGGGAGCCCGUGAACACCAGCGUGACCUCCGAGGGCAUGGAGGCCCUGGCCAAGAUCCUGGCUGAGCUCCGGGAGGGAGACAUGGGGUCCUCGUUUGGCAUCAUCUGUGAGCAGUGCAGGGCCUUCUUUGACAACGAGAGCGAGCUGCUGCGUUUAAAAGCCUUUGUCCUGUUCGGGAAGCUGGCGAAGGUGGUCAGGAUUUCCAAGAAGCACUUCUUCAAGGAGGAAGUGAGAAGAGCCUGGAUCCCCCUCAUGCUGCACUGCCAGGACCCCUGCCCGGACGCAGCCCAGGCUUGCAUGGCCACCAUGUUUCAGUGUGUGCACUUCUGGGGCUGGAAGGCCCUGGAGAGCAGCUCGGGCCGAAGGGACAGCAGUGCGGCUGAUGAGAUGACCGUGUUCCAGACAACGCUGUGCUCCAUCCUGACUCAGAAAAAACCUGCCGUGCUCUACAGCUUCUUGCUAGAAACAAUGACCUACGUCAAUAGUAACUUGCCAAGGAUCAAAACUGCUGCCUGCAACCUGGCAGGAAUUAUUAUGAAGCAGAUGUCUGCACAUCAUCUGAGAAAACUGGACUUUCUGACAUUAAGGAAUUCUCUCCAGGAGCUGCAGCUCGACUCGGACCCUGGGGUCCGCAAGGCAGCCCUGGGGACUCUCAGAAUCUUGGAUACGUGUAGCCAGCACCCGCUUUUGGCUUCCCCCGGAGGAUUUUGCUAGAUGGUUCGAAUGUGAAGUGUAAACUGCCUCCUCGGAGUGCCAAACCACAGCCGGACUGCAGCAAGGCAAAACAUUUUUAAUUUAGUUUGUUAAGAAAAGCAUCAUUCUAAAAUAAUCAGCGUCCCUUUUUUUCCUCCCCUUGAAAUAAACCUCCAUUGCCAUUGGGAGCGCAGAUUUCUGACUGUGAGGGGACAACAAGC
Messenger RNA from Neomonachus schauinslandi (Hawaiian monk seal), 5321 nucleotides. It is a transcript of the gene MROH2A, whose product is annotated as maestro heat like repeat family member 2A. The coding region runs from base 1 to 5121 and encodes 1706 amino acids. The record is from RefSeq and is a predicted model, not a curated record. The transcript is spliced from 43 exons. Gene Ontology annotation, cellular component: cytoplasm. NCBI's taxonomy places the organism in Eukaryota, Metazoa, Chordata, Mammalia, Carnivora, Phocidae.